CCCACCAUCUUCGCGAGCUUUAAGAAUACAGGCAGCAUUGAAUCAACUCAUUCUCUCCAACAUACAUCAACAUAUUCGUUCACUCAUACGAGCUACGCCGUUGAAUUUGUUACCAAUUAUCGCGAUUUCUGGGUUGAGGGCACCUCAGGCCUCACCGCCACCCCACUUCAAAGACUUGGCAGACUUGCCUGUUACAAAAAGAGCCGCGAAACAAAGACUCGUCGACAUCUACCAACCUCGAAAUGUCGACUCCAGGCUCAGACCAAAAGCCCUCGGGAUCGCUUGCAGAUCGCAUCUCGCAGCCCCCAAAGAAUGCUGACGCGCCAACCGCCGCUCUCGCCACCAACGAAACCAAAGCAAAGACCUCGUGGGCAGACGAGGUUGCGUCGCCACCCGCUGAAUCGCCCAAAGAUGUAGACAAGGCUCAGGUCGAUGGCAGCACCGAGCAUCAAGGCGGAUCUGCCUUGCUUCCAGCAGGAGAGUACGAGGUGGAAGUGAAGCUCAGCGAUAUCCAAGGCGACACCUCGAGCCCUCUGUACUCCAUCAACUCGUUUGAGGAGCUGGGAAUCUCUGAACAGAUCUUGAAGGGCAUCUACUCGAUGAACUUCAAAAAGCCAUCCAAGAUCCAGGAGAGGGCCCUCCCUCUUCUCCUCGCCAACCCGCCAUCCAACAUGAUUGCGCAGUCUCAGUCCGGAACUGGAAAAACCGCUGCGUUCGUCCUUACGAUUCUCUCUCGUAUCGACUAUAGCCUGAAGCAGCCACAGGCCUUGGUCCUGGCGCCAAGUCGAGAGCUUGCCCGCCAGAUCGAAGGUGUUAUCCGAACCAUUGGACAAUUCGUUCCCGAUCUCGUGGUCCAAGCGGCGGUCCCUGGUUCUGUGGAGAAGGGAAAGAGACUUGAGGGUCAAGUGGUUGUUGGAACUCCAGGAACUGUCAUGGAUUUGAUUAAGAGGAGGCAAUUUGAUGUCAGCAAGGCCAGCCUCCUGUGCUUGGAUGAGGCAGACAACAUGCUCGACCAGCAGGGUCUUGGGGAUCAAUGUCUCCGUGUCAAGCACCUGCUUCCAAACCUCACCCAGAUCCUACUCUUCUCAGCUACCUUCCCCGACGAAGUCAUGCAAUACGCGAGGAAGUUCAGCCCCAAGGCGAAUGAGAUUAAGCUCAAGCACGAAGAGCUCACCGUCGCCGGAAUCAGUCAGAUGUUUAUGGACUGCCCUUCGGAGGAUGGAAAGUACGAUAUUCUCGUCAAGUUGUACGGUCUCAUGACCAUUGGAUCGUCGAUUAUUUUCGUCAAGAAACGAGAGACUGCCAGCAGAAUCGAGAAGGCCAUGAUUGCUGAUGGCCAUCAAGUCGCUGCUCUCCACGGAGCCUUUGAGGGCGCAGAGCGUGACUCCAUCAUCGACAAGUUCAGAUCUGGAGAAGCGAAGAUCCUCAUCACCACCAACGUUCUCGCCCGUGGAAUCGAUGUGCAGUCCGUGUCCAUGGUCAUCAAUUACGACAUCCCGAUGAAGGGCCGCAAUGAGACCGAACCCGAUUUCGAGACCUACCUCCAUCGUAUUGGACGCACUGGGCGAUUCGGACGUGUGGGUGUCAGCAUCAGUUUCGUGUUUGACAAGAAGAGCUUCAUGGCACUCAAGGCUACCGCGGAGCACUACGGCAUCGAUCUGAUCAAGCUGAACUGGGAGGACUGGGAUGAGACGGAGGAUAUCGUGCAGCGCGUCAUCAAGUCGAGCCGCGCGGGUACAAAUUUCAAGGGCAACUGAUUAUAUGGGGGGGUUGAUACCAGGCAGGAUAUGAGAAAAAUG
Pseudogymnoascus destructans is the source of this 1799-nucleotide messenger RNA. RefSeq names its product RNA helicase required for poly(A+) mRNA export (gene DBP5). Gene Ontology annotation, molecular function: ATP binding; RNA binding; RNA helicase activity. NCBI's taxonomy places the organism in Eukaryota, Fungi, Ascomycota, Leotiomycetes, Thelebolales, Thelebolaceae. Gene Ontology annotation, biological process: poly(A)+ mRNA export from nucleus. The record is from RefSeq and is a predicted model, not a curated record. Gene Ontology annotation, cellular component: nucleus; cytoplasmic stress granule. The transcript is spliced from 4 exons. Bases 243 to 1757 code for a protein of 504 amino acids.